Molecule: messenger RNA, 249 nt
Organism: Cooperia oncophora
Lineage: Eukaryota; Metazoa; Nematoda; Chromadorea; Rhabditida; Trichostrongylidae
Source: the annotation of a GenBank genome assembly
AUGGUUUCUGCUAGUGCACCAAUUACACAUAUCGAGGUGAACUCUGCCUUGAUCAACAAGAUCUUUGUUGGGGACACGAUAGUUGCACUCGAUGGCAAACCUAUCACGAAUUCCGAAGAGAUCCAUCGAAAACUGAAAGAACCAUCAGAGAUGGACAAGGACACAGAAAAAGUCACAGGAAGGCCCAUUGACGUCUACUUUGUAAGGAACAUGCAUAUAGCACUUGUCAAUAAGCUUGCAACUAACUAA